Messenger RNA from Malassezia pachydermatis, 678 nucleotides. RefSeq lists its product as hypothetical. Gene Ontology annotation, cellular component: mitochondrion. The coding region runs from base 1 to 678 and encodes 225 amino acids. The transcript is spliced from 2 exons. Lineage: Eukaryota; Fungi; Basidiomycota; Malasseziomycetes; Malasseziales; Malasseziaceae. The record is from RefSeq and is a predicted model, not a curated record. Gene Ontology annotation, biological process: tetrahydrofolate interconversion; folic acid-containing compound biosynthetic process. Gene Ontology annotation, molecular function: 5-formyltetrahydrofolate cyclo-ligase activity.
AUGUCUGUGCGUGCAGCGAAACUGGCGCUGCGCAAGCGGAUGCGCGAGAGCCUCGCUACGCUAGCACGCCAUGACAUUGAAGUGCAAUCGGAACGUGUAUGCCAGCGUCUUCAAGCGAUGCCUGUGAUGCAGCAAGCGCAGCGCAUUAGUGUGUUUCUCAGCAUGCCUACCGCGGAAAUCGAUACGUGGUCCCUCUGCCGCUGGGUGUUGAGCCAAGGCAAGGACCUGUAUAUCCCACGCUUCUCUACGAUUGCGGAUGGCGCGCAUGCUACGACGAAGCACCAAUUCACAGAGAUGCAUAUGCUUCGCGUCAUGUCGGUCGACGAAUUGGAUCACGGGCUUACGCCCAACAAAUGGGGCAUCGCUGAGCCUUCGUGGACCCUGGAUAAUGGCGCACCUCGUGAGAAUGCCCUAGAGCCAACGAGCCGCGGGCUCGAUGUGAUUGUCAUGCCGGGCCUGGCGUUUGAUCGGCAGGGCGGGCGUCUGGGCCAUGGCAAGGGGUACUAUGACAAGUAUCUCCUAGACGCUCGCGCUCGCACCCCCGGCGGGCGCACCGCGGCCAUUGCCAUCGCGCUCGAGGAACAAGUGCUCGACGAGCCUGUCCCACGCGACGCUCACGAUAUGCCGUACGAUGCCCUUAUCACAGCCGAAGCACUGUAUUCCGUUUCUACAUUAUAA